Orbicella faveolata is the source of this 5499-nucleotide messenger RNA. RefSeq names its product retinoic acid receptor RXR-alpha-B-like. Gene Ontology annotation, molecular function: nuclear receptor activity; zinc ion binding; sequence-specific DNA binding. The record is from RefSeq and is a predicted model, not a curated record. Lineage: Eukaryota; Metazoa; Cnidaria; Anthozoa; Scleractinia; Merulinidae. Gene Ontology annotation, biological process: regulation of DNA-templated transcription.
AGAAACAAUCUGAGUCUCGUCAUGCUACAGAAACUGGAGAUAAGCACUGGCCAGAUUGGCCUCUUGGCUUGUACACAGACUACAUGUACAUGUAGUUUACCUUUUACUCUUCGUUGCCUUGUACUGUGUGUAUUUGUAGUCAGAUGAAUGUUAAACAAUGUUAAACUGUGUGAUGAACAUCUUCAAAUUUGCAUGUUCUUAGUCCAGGUGGAGGGAAGGGAGGGAGCUCAAGGAAAAAGGAGGCAGGGAGGUGUAAAUGGGGCAGUGGUUUAACACUCUAUUUUAAUAAGUAAACCGCCACUUCUUUAUUGACUUCUUUCCCCCUCCCCCUGAAAGACACACACCCACACAAAUACAAAAAAAUUCCAGGGAAAACAUUUUCAUCUUCUCCCAACAUACAAUGUAAUUCUGUAAUUGCCAUCCUACCCUGUAAACCCUAUACACCUUCGUUUUGUUGAUACUGUUGAGCAUCAAGACCUCCCUCCCCCCUUCCUGCACUCUGCCACUCAUUGCCUUGCCUUGGUCUCCCAAAGGCGAUAAUUUUUUUUGUGGUGACUUUACUACCUGGCAGGGGCGUGACGUCACAAGCGGUACACUGCACGUUGGGUCAAAAACCGUCAGCCUCGUUCUCAAGGGAAAGAGAAGAUCUUGAGAACGAGGUUGUUUACAACUGCCAGAAACCUCAAAUGCAAAUUGCUCAGAAUCAGGUUAGGAAGUCAUGGGAAGCCGAUGGUGGUGACAGCGACUAACGCUGAGCUGCGAGGCGAUUCAUGGAGGGCCAAGCUGGCUUGUUGGACCCAAGUUCGAACGACUUGGCCGAUGUGUUUAUGGAUUUCAGUUUAUCGAAACGUGAACCAGACGAACGUGGUAAAGAUGAUUUCUCUUCGUGCGAAUUCAAGCGAAAUUCUUCGAGCAGUUCUGUGUCCUCCGGGACAACAGAUACUUCAAAACCUCGUGUAUCCGUGGACAGUGAGGAAGGCGAUGGAUCGACCUCGGCGACAAGCACCUCUGCGACUACCGAAUGUGUUGUGUGCAGCGACAAAGCAACUGGCUACCACUACGGCGUGUUCACAUGCGAGGGUUGUAAGGGGUUCUUCAAGCGCACGGUACAGAAGCAGUUAGAGUAUACUUGUAAGGGAGACGGUAACUGCGAAGUCAAUCAGAUCAACAGGAACCGCUGUCAAUACUGCCGUUUCCAAAAGUGUGUAGCAAAAGGAAUGCUCAAAGAAGCUGUGAGGGAGGAUCGCACCCCCGGAGGACGACAUCGUCAUCGCUCCCUGCAGGAUCAUCGUCCUAAAAAGCAACGGGCUCGAGACGACGCCACGAACGGGACAACAGACGGACUUGAUCCUAGUGUUGAAAGCGCUGCGGCGAAACCGAAACCGGCAGAGCCCGAGACUCCACAGGAGGAUUUCAUGUCGUUUAUAGAAAAGAUCGGAGAGCAAGUUACUCAGAUCCCUCAUAUCCCAGGACAGACUUAUGAAGAUGAAACUACCAAAGAAAAAGACGUCAACAAGAUGAUGGAGUUAGCUUAUCAAGAGCUGUACAUGAUCAUUCAAUGGGCGAAGGAUGUGCCUGGAUUCAAGGAGAUCGAUCUGGAAGACCAGGUUUGCCUGCUCAAAGCGUCCUUUAUGGAUCUUAAUGUGUUUCGCCUGGCGUACAGAUCGGUGCCGUGCGAUCCCAUGUCGCUAAGGUUUGGCAAGGAAUUUUUCUGUGAAAAGCACGAAGUUACGGCGUUUGGUUGGGGCGAGGACUUGGUCGACACCACGUUGGAGUUUACUGAUAAGCUGCGCAGUUUGAAUAUGGAUGUCAACGAGUUUGCCUGUUUGAAUGCGCUUGUUCUUCUCUCUCCAGAUACGCCCGACCUAAAAGACAAAGAAAAGGUUACUCAGCUGCAAUCGAAGGUCAACAGCCACUUGCGUGACUAUUCCGCUUCGCGUUACCCACAGAAGGUCAAUCGCCUUGGCAAGCUGCUUCUCUGCCUUCCAACCCUACGCUUGUACAGCGAGAAAGCAAUGGAAAAUUAUGUCACGCUAGAGUUCUUUGGCAAGUUGGAUAUGCCGCCUUUGGUGGCCGAGCUUAUGGAAUGAUGUCAAGGUGACAGGGCGUGACUUUAAGUCACGCAACAGUGUUGUGAUUGAAGACUGAGUAGAUUGAACCACAUGUGAUUCUCGCAAUCUUGACGACAACAGACAAUGUUGAGAUAUUAAACAAGCUUAUCUGAAAACGUGAUAAAGCUCAUAAUUGAAAUCAUCUCGAGGAUAUGUUAAGGUUUGUAUUCAAUAACAGAAAUUAGAAGGCGCACUAUAAAAGAGGGCUUAUCGAAGGAAACUAUAGAAGGACCAAAAAAUCACCCCAAAUGAUGAGAUAUGUUAACCCACGGGUCUAUGGUACCGUGUGUCCGUGAGAAGGGAAAGAAAAAAAGACAUAAUUUCGUGAUAAAAUCCGAGCGGAAAUUAGACAGUGUGUAGAACUAUAAUAGCCACGCAUUUAAUUUCGUUGAUAAGAAGUAAGAUUGACUUUCAAAUCAGAAGUAUCGUAGAAGUAUCGUAGCGCAGGCUUGCCCUAUGAAGAAAUCCAAGAAUUUCAAACUCACGAGUAAGGGAAACACUUCAGCUGAUAAUGCAUGUGUUAGUGAAUAAGGUUUGUUGCGUGAGAACUGCAAAAGAGGUUUUUUGAUUUUCAGGGGAGUUGAUGGGUAUUUUGGUAGUAGAACAAGAAUUUCACAGAAGCAAACGUAAGAGUUAUAUGUAAGUGAGAAGGUGUUCAGGUUGGAAAGACUGAGUUGUAUCUUCUUUAUAGUGCGCCUUCGUAGUGAAGUUGAAUUUCUUUUGAUUUAUCAGUGAUUACUGGAAGCUAUCCAUGGAGCCAGUUAGAACUAUAAAACCGUCGCUGCCUGCUAGUCUUAUCUGUUUAUUAUUCUGUUGAUAGAAGAUGUUUUAAAUAUCGACAAGAUAUCCGAAUGCUCUCGAGUUUUGGUAGAAACUAUAUAUUCGGGCGCGUUCGGAAAACGUCGAUAGUAAUCGGCAGUGCACGGCUCUGAAAUUGACUAAUUUGUCUUUUGUGUUGAUUUGUUGUCUUUUUAAAUCAUUGUGUUGAGAGGAAGAGGUAUCUUCUAAAGAUAAACAACGAUUACGUGUCGUUUAAAACAAGACGUUGAAAAAAUAUUUUUACAGUGACUUUCUGCCCUUAUUGAUAUUAAGAUUUGACAACUUUUGAAAUUCCUGUAAGGUCUCAGUCGAUUAAAGUGCUAGCAGUGCAUGUGGAUGUCAUAGCACGUGAUUAAAUCGCACGUGCAUUUGGUGGCUUUGUUUUCCCGUUUCAUAGACUAACACUAACGUCGUUUGUGAUUGGAUUAAAGACUGUGGACGCUUUCCAUUCAAACAAAAUUCCGAAAAUUUCGAAACGGGGACAACUGGUACGGAAAUUUCCUGGAAAAGUUUCCAGAAAAUCCGGAAAUUGUCGAAUGUCCCUAAAGCGAACUAUUCAACCGAAAAUUUCGGAAAUUCGGGGAGGAAAUUCAAAUGGAAGGCGAAUUCCUGGUAAGAAAUUUUAAACAAUGUGGGUAUAUAUUGCAAGAUUGUCCUAUAUUCUGUUCCAUUCGACGCAAGAAAAAUUUCCGGAAAUUCAAACCGGCAUUGUCGGUCGAAUGGAAAGUGCCCGAGGUAUACUCAAAUGUUCAAAAAUUUCUUACAAUUUGUGAUCCAGUUGACCCCGUUUCAAGAAUAUUUUGGUCGAAUAGUAAGCAGUCUGUGUGAUGAACGCAAAAUAGACCUUUUGUAGAGUUGACGCGUUUUGCCGGAGACGGUUUUGGAAAUCAUUUCUACUCACCUCAAAAUGUUUAAAAGUUGUCAAAUUUAAAUUUUAAGAAACCAAAGGACUGACAAGGUUAUGUUGCCAGCCUUUUAAAAGAGUUGUAACAAAUAAUAUUAUCGUUUGCGAAGUAAUUUAUAUAUAGUUUGAAACCGUUUGGUAUUUAGAGAAUCGUGACACAGUUUUAUCAAGUCCAACACCCUGUUGGAUGAUAAAUGUCCGCUUUCCCCGCGCACUUUCGAGAACUGGUCGGCCCAGGGCCCUUGGACGAGAACCAGACAGCGCGGUGGAAUUGAAACGUCCGGAACCCAGGGUUAAGGAGCCUGGUUCUUCAACUCCAGAGAACUUAGAUUAGAUAUGAUUUUCUGGUUCUUCAUCUUGAGAUAACUUAGAUUAGAUAUGAGUUUCCCAUAUAUGUGAGUCUAUAACGUGCCCUUGCGGAAAAAAAUAUGGUGUAGAUAUUGCAUCUAGUAGGAGUUCUAUCCAAUAUGGUGGCCGUUAGGAAUAUACGUUUAUGUUUAAAAGAAGAGACAUGGUCUAAAAGAGUUUUAACCAUUAUUAAACUUAUCCUUAGCGCGAGAAAUAUUAGUUGGUGAACUUGUAAAGUUCUUGUGUCAGAGCCUGUGGUUUAAUUGCCAGGGCCUAGAAGAGAGAUAAAAAGAGGAUGUGCGAAGAAACCAGCGCCGUGCGAGGUCUCCCUCAAUUUUAAGACCUUUUUAAGGAUAAUUAUGACAGAAAGCCAACAUAUUGGCUGCUUAGCUGUUGAAAAACAGGAGUUGUUUGUGUAAAUUAUGGUAAAAACCGAAGAUUUUCCGUGUUUUUACAUAAACCAAUCAGAAACACGCACAGGAACUGACGUCAUGCUACUCAGCAACACUUGUGACCGUCAAACCCGCGGGCUCAGUCAUUCCUUGAAGUUCAAAAAAGGUUUCUUGUUUCCUCUAGUGACUUGUUUGCAGAAAAUAAUAGUAGAUGCCAGAGACGUCAAACGUACAAACUUUCAGCCUCGUUCCCAGGGAGAAGGUAGACCUUGGAAACGAGGCUGAAGACUCAAAUGUUAGUUGAAAGAGCCAAUACAAUAUUAUAGAAAAAAAAGUUAUGGAUUUCAGCAAGAACUGAUUGAAGCACCAGUUCUGAGAUAAUUGAGGGAGACUUACAUGCAGUGAUUGUGGGGCUAAAUGAAAUAGCUCGUACUUCUUGUUUCUAUAAUUUUAAGAAUAAAAAAAUGAGAUAAAUAUUAACUGUAUGACUAAGUAUUUAAGAUUAAACGUUUCAGGUUGGGUUUGAUGGUCAUGAUUAUGUAUGGUUUGGUGAACUGCCUGGCCUAAGUACGAGGUAUCUCAUUUACAAGUCUUGGACAGUGAGGUUGGGGACAUGAAUAAAUCGAUGAUUAGUAACUCGUGAACUAAUGCCACUGCUCUUUUACAGCAUUGAAUGACAUGUUCAACUUGUUAAGUAUCCAGAACUCAUUGUCCAAGGUUACAGUCCCGUCAGUCUAAUGUUGACAUUCUCAGCUGGGCUUUUCUGUGAGGUCGAUUGUGGCCUCGCUGUCAUGCGGUCAUUUGAUCAUUUUGACCGUCAUUCCCGGAUGUUAAUAAUACAUAAAUAAGACUAAGUAAAACUUAGGAUAAAAAGAUUUAAUUUGUUCAGGUUGUAAGAAAUAAUAAAGACACAUGAUUUCUCGUA